GGUACUACCCAAAUACGCACAAUACAAGGCGACGGCGAGGGCAGGGGCAUGCGAAAUUAUCUCGCCAAUUCGCUGCCUUUUUCGUGUAUAGGGCCGCUGACAUAAAUAAAUAAACGCUCCAAGCUUUGUUACUGUUGAGUUUUGAUAAUACAUCGAGUUGUGCGCGCAGUGUUGUUGUGAUAGACAGUCAAUCGUGACGAUAAACAAAAAAAAAAAAAAAUUCAGUUACGGGCCCAGCAGCUGAGCAAAAACAGGUGUGCGAAAAAUAUAAAAGAAUAUGAUUCUCCAUGGAGUACGGAAGGAACAAAGCCGGCGGUGAUUUUGCGCAUUCGACAAGAUCAUGCCUGAACUAACCGAAAUAGACUUCAUGUAAAGUUUUAAAAGCCGGUGAUUUUUUUGUCUCCAAUUUUAUUGUUAUUGUUGCUGUUGUUUGAUGAAUUGUUGUGAUUUUUUUUCGGUAAACCACGGAAAACAUAGCUUCAUAGUAAAUAUUGCGUUUGAACAUUUUUUUUAGACUCGAAAAAUUCGAAACGUUCAAUUCCAUGAUAAAUUUGUAGUUAAUUCGGUUAUUAAAUAUGGAUGAGCAUUCAUUUUUGGAAAAAGACGGUGCACCGGAUAAUUCGAUGGCCAAACGUUUGUCCGAGUCGAGACCACUUUUCAAGCCAGUUUUAGUGAAAGACAUUCUAGCCGAACACGACGGCGACGAUGAUGACAGUGAUGAUGAACAAAUUAUCAACUCCGAUAAUUCAGACGAAGAAUCAAUUGAACUUGAUGGAUGUCAGCCUUUAUCAGAUGAGGCUGGGAAUGAUGUCAGUGAUGAGGGUAAAGAAAAUCACAUAGAAAACCAAGUUUUCAAUCAACCAACACAUCAGGAGCAUCCGAUUCAGCAUGCAUACCACAGAAAUUCUGGUGACUACCCUAGUGAAUCUAAAAUAGCUGGUAAAAGUAAAGAAGUUUUUGAUAAGGUGUACGAUCAAGAACUUGCUGCAGAACAUUCUCAUUACAAAAGUGCAGCCGACUAUGCAGCUAGGAGAACGGACUCUUAUCCAGCUGAUUUUCCAACAGACAAACCCCUAAAGGUUUCCAGAAGUUCUGAUGAGAUGGUAUCUGCAUCUGAAAAUGCAUAUGGGCCCAUAAAAUCACAAUCACUGUAUCAGUAUGCAGAGGAAAGAAAAUUGGCAAGAGAUCUACCUCAACACAAACAUAGUUUGCAGAAUAUUGUUGUGAAACAAGAUAUAGAAAUUAAAGAGGAAGAACAUCAUAAAAAGUAUGUUGUAAAACAAAAGUCCACAGAAGUUCAACAAAAACUUACUCAUAAUAAUAUGCAUGCUUCUGACACUCCAAUGAAACAUCCUCACCUAACAACAAGACCAAAUCCAAGUACAUCACAUAGGAAUAUUUUUCAAACUCCUCAAAAUAAAGCUGGAAAUGAAUUUACCAAAAAUUCAUUACAAACACCAGCAACAAUAUUCUCACACUCAUGGCACAAACAACACAUGGCUCAAACACCAAUGCAAAGUCAACUUUCCAGUAGGGAUUCUGUAAGAACUCCAGCUGCUAAUUCAAUGAUAUCUCAGACUUCUCGUGAGACUCCAAGAAUUUAUGGGAGUGAACAUAAAAGUGUUCGUAGGCCGCUUGCUGAAACCAUGGGAUCUAGUCAGGCUUAUGGUCCCCAAUUACCAAGAUUGCAAGAGGUACCAAAUGAGUCUCAGAUGACUCCACCACUGACACAAGAUACUAGCAGUGCUAGUAGGCAAGGUAAUUUGUCAGAAAGAAAGUCUGUGUAUAAAACUACAAUUUCAAACCAAGAAAUUAAUAACAGACACUCGAGUAACUCAGAUAAAAUUAGAAGCGAAGCAAAUAUUCAACAAAAUUUGUCAGCACCCGAUAGUAGUCAUUCCAGUAAUUCAUUUGAUGAAAUGAAACCAAAAACUAAUCAUCAUAACAAUGCUUACCAAAGUUCCAAGAAAUUACCUAGAGUAACUGAUAAUUAUAAUAAUUAUCCACCAAAAGAAAGUCACAGUUCGCAGCCUGUUGCACAGACCAAAUCAAGUCAGUCUGAACCUGUACCAAAAAUUCAGUGUACUGUACCACAAAAGGACACCAGACAAAGUAAAAUCAUUACUGUAAAAGAUCGACAGUAUCUAGUUUUAGGUGUACUUGGGACUGGUAUGAGUUGCCAAGUUGUUAGAGCUCAAGAUUUAUCCACUUCAGAAUUAAGAGCUAUAAAAUGUGUUAAUUUGAAUAAAAUGGAUAGAGAGGCAGCUGAAGGAUGUUUGCAAGAAAUUUGUAUGCUUGACAAAUUGAAAGCCCCAUGCAUAGUUCAUAUGUAUGAUUUUGAAAUAAAAGCACCUUGGGUUCAUGUUGUAAUGGAGAUAGGAGAUACAGAUUUGAGUCGUUUGUUGAAAUCCAUGCUGCAAGAAAAAAAACAAAUUCCUCUUACAAUGGUUCUGUAUUAUUGGACUGAAAUGCUAACAGCAGUUCAACAUAUUCACAAAAAUGGUGUAAUACAUUCUGAUUUAAAGCCAGCAAAUUUCUUGUUAGUUAGAGGCCGAUUGAAACUUAUAGAUUUUGGAAUAGCAUCAACAAUAAAUUCUGAUAUGACCUCUGUUGUUAAAAACUCUACAAUUGGAACUUUAAAUUAUAUUAGUCCAGAGGCAUUGUUGGACGUAAAUGCAGGAAAUAAUACUAAUUCUCCAACAUCUCAAUGUAAUAAGUAUAAGAUUAAUCAUAAAUCGGACGUUUGGUCUUUGGGAUGCAUUUUAUACGGACUUGUCUAUGGUGCGACGCCAUUUCAUCAUAUUCGUCAACAGUGGGCAAAAUUGAGUGCAAUCACUGAUCCAAAGCAUAAAAUUAAUUAUCCAUCAGAUAAUGGAACAGAGAAUGUGCCAAAAAUUCUUAUUGACGUUAUGAAAAAGUGCCUUCAGCGUGAACCAAAAGCUAGACCAUCAGUCACUGAUCUUUUGGAAGUUCCCUACUUGCAGAGCAACAUUGCUCGACCAGUUCCUCAAAUUCCUAGUACCAUAAUAAAGAAAAUUAGAGAAGCCCUGACGGAAGAAGAAUGGAAUACACUUGCUGAGGUACUAGUUGAAAGAAGAUGAGCAAAUUGGUGUUAAUCAACAAUUAUACAAAUUGUACAAAGUAUCAUUUUUAUUGGCUUCAAAGGAUGAUAUUAUUAUUGAUUUACUUUAGCCAAAUGUAAAAUGUAUGUAUAAAUAUUUGCGAAUUUACGUAUUGUUCUAUUUGUAACAAGAUUUCUUGAAAUAUUUUUUAACAAAUAGUAAUAUUGGUGUUAAUAAAACAUGUAACACUACUAAACAUUAUAUUUUUGAAUCAUUUUUGUAAGGAAUAAAUGUUUUUUCAAGUUUCCUAGUUUUUAAUAGAUUUUAUAGUGUUUUAUAGUAGAUAAUAAGUAUUUUGUAUCUACUAUAAUUUUACUUUAAUUAUGCCUUGGAAAAAAUUUUGCACCCAAACUUUUACUAAUCCAAAACUUUUCAAAUUUAUAUUUUUUUACAUAGUAUAUUCGUAUGUAGUGAUAAAAUACAUGAAAUAAAUUAUUCAUACUAUAUCAUUUAUUUUUAA
Messenger RNA from Trichogramma pretiosum, 3582 nucleotides. RefSeq names its product serine/threonine-protein kinase mph1 (gene Mps1). Gene Ontology annotation, biological process: mitotic spindle assembly checkpoint signaling; chromosome segregation; peptidyl-serine phosphorylation. NCBI's taxonomy places the organism in Eukaryota, Metazoa, Arthropoda, Insecta, Hymenoptera, Trichogrammatidae. Gene Ontology annotation, cellular component: kinetochore; nucleus; spindle. The transcript has 6 exons. Gene Ontology annotation, molecular function: protein serine/threonine/tyrosine kinase activity; protein serine/threonine kinase activity; ATP binding. The record is from RefSeq and is a predicted model, not a curated record. Bases 576 to 3101 code for a protein of 841 amino acids.